AUGGCUGCUGACAUGUCUGUCUCUGUUGGCUUCAAUGUCGAGACUGUCACCUAUAAGAACCUCAAGUUCCAAGUUUGGGAUCUCGGCGGCCAGUGCACGAUCCGGCCAUACUGGCGCCUUUACUACGCCAACACCGAUGCUUUGAUAUAUGUGGUGGACAGCGCGGACCACGAUCGAAUGCGCAUCGCCAAGACCGAGCUCUUCGCCAUGCUCGAGGAGGAGGAGCUCAAGAAUGUGCCGCUGCUGAUCCUGGCCAACAAGCAGGACCAGGACGGAGCCAUGAGCGCGGCGGACGUCAGCGAGGCCCUCCAGCUGUCCAAACUCCCUCCCACCCGGACCUGGCACAUCCAUCCCACCUCCGCCAUCAAGGGGGACGGGUUGCACGAUGCCUUCGAUUGGCUGGCCAACACAUUCACGAACAAGUGA
Molecule: messenger RNA, 426 nt
Organism: Fonticula alba
Lineage: Eukaryota; Rotosphaerida; Fonticulaceae
Product: ADP-ribosylation factor-like protein 1
Exons: 6
Coding region: 1-426 (141 amino acids)
Biological process (GO): vesicle-mediated transport; intracellular protein transport
Cellular component (GO): cytoplasm; Golgi apparatus
Molecular function (GO): GTP binding; GTPase activity
Source: RefSeq, a predicted model, not a curated record